Molecule: messenger RNA, 1513 nt
Organism: Dreissena polymorpha
Lineage: Eukaryota; Metazoa; Mollusca; Bivalvia; Myida; Dreissenidae
Product: cleavage stimulation factor subunit 2-like
Exons: 10
Coding region: 77-1345 (422 amino acids)
Biological process (GO): mRNA 3'-end processing
Cellular component (GO): mRNA cleavage and polyadenylation specificity factor complex
Molecular function (GO): mRNA binding
Source: RefSeq, a predicted model, not a curated record
AUUUUGCACAAACAUUGCUGUUUGUACAACUUAAUAAGUUAUUGUCGGAAAGAAAACAACUACAACAACAACAAACAUGGAUUUGGAACCCAUUUCAGCCGCUGAAAGAGCGCGGAGAUCCGUGUUCGUUGGCAACAUUCCCUAUGAAGCAACAGAAGAGGCAUUGAAAGAUAUCUUCACACAAGCCGGUCCAGUUGUCAGCUUUAGGCUAGUGUAUGACAGGGAGACGGGGAAGCCCAAGGGCUAUGGGUUCUGUGAGUACCAGGAUGUGGAGACAGCCCAGAGUGCCCUCCGCAACCUCAACAACACAGACUUCAACGGGCGGCCCCUGCGUGUGGGCGUGGCUGCAGGAGAGUCCAACAAGGAUGACAUGGCUGGCAUGCAGCAGGCACUCGGCGGACCCGUGCUGGAGAGCCCAUAUGGUGAUUCUGUAGAGCCAGAGAAGGCUCCUGAAGCCAUCUCCAAGGCCGUGGCCAGCCUGCCACCAGAGCAGAUGUUCGAACUCAUGAAGCAGAUGAAGCUCUGCAUACAGAACAACCCUACAGAGGCAAGGAACAUGUUGCUGCAGAACCCCCAGCUGGCGUACGCAUUGCUGCAGGCCCAGAUUGUCAUGAAGAUUGUCGACCCACAAGUUGCCAUGGCGAUGCUGCACAGGGACAGUUCCCAGGUGCCUCCCCCGGGCAGCUCCACCCCCUCCAUGCCAGCCAUGAGUCAGCAGGCACCCAUACAGGCCACUGCCCCAAUGGCACAGGCUGUUAUUCAGGACCAAGGAAUGAUGGGUGGCCCGGUUCGAGGGCCCAAUGUUAUGAUGAACCCAGUCAGUGCCCCAAGUGGUCCCAUGUCAGGGCCUGUUGGUGGGAUGAUGGCUGGGGGCCCUAUGAGGGGUGUGCCGCCAGUGUCAGUGGGUGGGGGGUAUGUUGGCCCGGGUGGUAUGGGGCCAGACAUGGUUGGUCCUGGGCCUAGAGGUCCUAUGGGAGGCAUGGCCGGCCCGCCCAGGGGUGGAGACUUUGGUCGUGACCCACGGGCCGACCCCAGAGCUGACCCCAGGGACCCCAGACUGCUGGGUCAGGGUGACGUUAGGGGCAUGGGUGGGCCCCGCCCUGUCAACCCCAUGAGCAGCAUGCCACAAGGGUCUAUGGGUGGCAUGAUGGGAGGUAUGAACCCCUCGAUGAUGUCUGGAGGUCCCCCUGGUCAGAUGAUGGGAGGUCCACCACAGGACCAGGAGAAGGCGGCACUCAUCAUGCAGGUGUUACAGCUGACCGACCAGCAGAUCUCCAUGUUGCCCCCUGAACAGAGGCAGAGCAUCCUCAUCUUGAAGGAGCAGCUGGCAAAGAAUGUGGCAUAGCCUCUCACCAUCAGAGGACUGCAUCUCAUCAGUCAGAGUGUAGACUGCUAUCGGCUGAUAGCAUGUUCAUUUAUGUGUAGAUUGUCAUUGCAUUGGUAACACAUGCCCAUUGUCAUUGCUUUGUUAUGAUUGGCUUCAGGAUAAGUGUUCAUUAAAGAUAGAAACAAA